AUGUAUACUUACGAAAAAAAAAGGAGUGAAUAUGGCAGGCAAUAUCGAUUCCACAACAUUGGGCCAACAAUAUUGAUGAAUAUGUUGCCAGAUCAUAAUUUGGAGAAAGAUUGGAUACAGAGAAAUCCAGUUGACAAGAGCACUAACGAAACCAGCAAGUGGUCAGAACACGAGGCCAAUACGAUACGCAUAGAGUAUGUCAAUCGCGGAAUUUCGCAUAAAGAAGGCGGCUGGCCGAUUGACGUACACCUGGACGAUCCGGAACAAGUAUCCAGAUAUCGGAGGAAAACGGAAAAGGAUAAACUGUAUUUAGAAUCGGUUAAGACAACGGCAGUUCUCACCGAACACUUUAUAAGACAAAAUAAUGCGAUAGAUAUAUUCCAACCAUACUUUACCGAUCCGAAAACUAAAGAAUUUCAAACACAAACUCCAUCUCAUCAGACAGUGGCGGUAUUCAUUGACCCCUGUGAACCAAAGAGACCUGUACGAAACAUAUCUUGGUCAUCGGAACACAGCACACUGAUUGCAGUCAGUUACGCCGAUAUGAGAUUUCAAAUGGCCGAUCCAAAAAACAGUCCCAACUCCUACGUAUUUGACACGGAGAUGUUUACCUCUCCACAUUUUAUGAUCGAGUCACUUAGCCCGGUCACUAUGAUUAAGUUCCACCAUAGGGACGGACAGCUACUCGCAGGUGGAUUGAUGAAUGGUCAGGUAGCGUUGUGGGACAUGAGAAAAAGUACUACAAAUGCCGGCAUCAGCGAAAUAAGAAAUGGUCAUCGUGACUCAAUCCUUUGUCUCCAAUGGAUUCAAUCCAAGACCAACACAGAAUUUUUGACAGGAUCCAAUGAUAGUCAGAUCAUAUGGUGGGAUAUUAGAAACCUCAAUGAACCUACGGACAUAUUGGUCUUAGAUUUAAUGAAAACCGAAGCUGAUGAUGAACCGGAAUGGAUUCGGUGGGGCCGAUCUUAUGGAGCCACUUGCUUGGAUUACAGUUUUUCAAUUCCAAUACGCUUCAUGAUUGGCACAAACACUGGACACGUAUUUGAUGGAAAUCGUAAGGGCAAAACAGUGUUUGAAAAAAUACCGUAUACUUAUAAAUGUCAUGGUGGCCCCAUAUAUUCAGUGAAACGUCAUCCGGCAUAUUUGAAAAACUUCUUGACCAUCGGCGAUUGGCAGGCAAAAAUAUGGUCAGAAGAGGUAAAGGAAUCUCCCAUUAUGUGGACUAAACAUUACGAUAUGAGAUUGACCGACGGCCAUUGGAGUAAUUCAAAGCAUUCAGUUUUUUAUGUGACUAGAUCCGAUGGGUUCUUGGACUGUUGGGAUAUCUUACAGAACCAAAAACGUCCGAUACUUUCAAUCAAGCUGGCUGACAAGAGAUUAAAUUGUAUUAGCUGCCAUGAAGAUGGAGCACUGUUAGCUGUCGGUGAUGACUGUGGUAACACACGCGUGAUUGAAAUGAACGAUUGGUUUGUGUCCCCUGGACCAUAUGAUAAAGUUCGAUUGACAGCUAUGUUUGAUAGAGAAACUAGACGAGAAAAGAUCAUAGAAGCUAAGCAACGUGAACAAAAAACUAAAAUAAAUUUCAAACCACCUCCAAAAAAAGAUGAUUUCUUGAUAAAAUCUGAAUUAGCGGUUGAAGAAAUGGAAAGAGAAAUGGCUGAAUUCGUUGAAAAAAUGUGCCACAAUUCGUUUAAUGAAAUGAACGAGAAUGAUAUAAUGGAAGAAAUUAAAGAGGAAGAAUUUAUAACUGAAGAAUAA
Melanaphis sacchari is the source of this 1758-nucleotide messenger RNA. RefSeq names its product dynein intermediate chain 3, ciliary-like. The transcript has 10 exons. Gene Ontology annotation, molecular function: dynein heavy chain binding; dynein light chain binding. Gene Ontology annotation, biological process: cilium movement; outer dynein arm assembly. The record is from RefSeq and is a predicted model, not a curated record. Bases 1 to 1758 code for a protein of 585 amino acids. Lineage: Eukaryota; Metazoa; Arthropoda; Insecta; Hemiptera; Aphididae. Gene Ontology annotation, cellular component: outer dynein arm.